UCCCACUCCCACCCACCUCCCCGCCACGCUGCUGGCUCAAAAAGUCCUGUUUUCCGUCCCUCCCAGAAACUGAGCUCUGGAGGAGCAGGUCUGCAGCUGUGGGCGGCUGUGCCCCCCACCCAGGGUCCCUGCUCUGGCCCCGCCACGCGUGUCCCUUGCACCUCGUGCCCUCCUUGGCUCACGGGCAGGACAGGGCGAGGACAGGAGGGGUGUCCCUGGCACCCGAAGCUCUCCCCCCACGAUGCCACCCCAUGGAGGGGUGUUUGUGGGUUUCUGGCUGCUGUUGGCCCCCAGUUUUGCCGAGCACACCCCUGGCACAGCGGGGGUCACCCUGGCUUUUGUCUUUGACAUCACUGGCUCCAUGUACGACGACCUGGUGCAGGUGAUGGAUGGGGCCUCGCGCAUCCUGGAGCGGACGCUCGGCAGAAGCACGAAACCCAUCAGCAACUACGCGCUGAUCCCCUUCCACGACCCAGAAGUGGGACCCGCUACCCUCACUGCAGACCCCCGGCUCUUCCAGCAGCGCCUGCGGGAGCUCCACGUCCAGGGUGGAGGGGACUGUCCAGAGAUGAGCGUGGGAGCCAUCAGGCUGGCAGUGGAGGUCUCACACCCCGGCUCCUUCAUCUACGUCUUCUCGGAUGCUCGGGCCAAGGACUAUGAGCAGCAGGAGGAGCUGCUGCGGCUUCUGCAACACAAGCAGACCCAGGUGGUGUUUGUGCUGACGGGAGACUGCGGGGACAGGACUCACCCCGGGUACCGCGUGUAUGAGCGCAUUGCAGCCACCAGCUCCGGGCAGAUCUUCCACCUGGACAAGCAGCAGGUGACCGAGGUGCUGAAGUGGGUGGAAGAAGCCAUCCAGGCCUCCAAAGUCCACUUACUGUCCACGGACCAUGAGGACGGCGGGGAGCACACGUGGCCUGUCCCCUUCGACCCUAGCCUGAAGGAGGUCACUAUCUCCCUGAGUGGCCCAGCCCCAGGGAUUGAGGUCCGGAAUCCAGCAGGAAAGGUCCUCGAGAAAGGCCAGGGUCUGAAGGAACUGCUCAGCAUCCCCAACUCAGCCGUGGUGGUGGCUGUGGAGCCCCGUGAGCCAGGGACGUGGUCGGUCACGACCCAGAGCAGCGGCCGCCACUCGCUGAGGAUCACUGGCAUCAGCAACAUUAAUUUUCAAGCCAGCUUCUCCACCCAGCUGGAGUUUGAUGCCAGCCAGCCCGGAGAGCGGCCGGUGCAGGGUCUGCCCAUCUCCGUGGUGGUGAACUGCACUGGUCUGAAGCCACCUGGGCACUUGCAGGAGAUUGAACUCUUCAACACCUCCGGCCAUGCCCUCCUCUCGCUGCCUGUGCAGCGUCUCUCCAACACCUCCUCAGGGCAGCUCUGGGUGGGCUCGCCGCUCCGCGUCCCCCCUGGUGACUUUCUGCUGAAGGUGAAGGGUGAAGACAGCCAGGGCCACCCUCUGCACCGUCUCUCCGGGGUCACCUACACCAGUGUGGUCCCUGGUCUACCCAAAGUGAACAUCUCUAGCAAGAUCCAGGCUUAUAACCGUGAGCCACAGCUGGUCUCGUGCUCCGUGUGGAGUGAGCUCCCUUUCCGUGUGCACCUCAGCCGGGGUAGGAUGAAGCUUGCGGAAGAGCGGUUCUUCAGGGGCUGGGGGAACGUCAGCUGGUUGAUUCCUGUUGUGUCCAAGAGUGAUGAAGGGUUUUACGAGUGCACAUCCACGAGCAAAGUCGGGGCUACGCGGGCUCACGCCUACAUCUCUGUCUCAGACCCACCGCCACGUCUUAUAGCCCCUGGCAACAUCACUGCUUCACGGGGCCAAGAUGUGGUCCUGUCCUGCCCGGUUCUGAGCGACGUGCCCUACAACCUGACGUGGAGCUGGGACGGGAGGGCAGCGUGGCCAGCGGAUGGACGGACCAGACUGCUGCAGAACCGCUCACUGGAGAUCAGCCACGUGCAGCCAGCGGAUGAGGGCUUGUACGAGUGCAUGGCACGCAGCGCCCGUGGCAGCGCCACCGCCUCCCUCUGGCUCUUUGUGCAGGAGGCGCCGUGGGUGAAGGUGGAUGCCAGCCCGCAGCGUUUCCGCAGAGGCCAGGAGCUGCGGCUGAACUGCACGGCUGGGGGCUACCCGCUGCCCCACACCACCUGGAAGCGCUGGGGCUGGGCGCUGGAGCAGGAUGAGAGGGUUUUCACCGAUGCUCAGGGCACUCUGCACAUCAGAGCUGCUGUCCCAGAGGACGCGGGGAAUUACAGCUGCUACGCUGCCAGCGCACUGGGCUGGGACGAGCAAGCCGUCACUCUGGAGUUCACUGAGUUUCCUGCCAUCCUUGCGGUGACGCCCAGCAUGAAGGCACUGGUAGGAGAAGAUGUGACCCUGGAGUGCUGGGUUUCGGGAGUGCCCCCACCCCGCGUUGCAUGGCACAAAGGCGAGCAGGUGGUGGUGGCAUUCCCACCCGGCACCCAGCGAGGAGUCCUGCGGCUGCAGGCGGUGCGAAAGGAGGAUGCAGGGCAGUACAUCUGCAAGGCUCUCGGCGAGGCUGGCACUGCCUUCAACAGCACCGUGCUGGAUGUGGGGUCUGCCCCUCACUUUCCUGAGCCCCUGGGAGACGUGACGGUCGAGGUUGGGGAGAGCGUGAGCCUACUGUGCCGUGCCGAGGGCUCUCCCCUGCCAUGGGUCACCUGGUCCCGGCGGGAUGGGAAGCCCGUGAUGGGCUGGCACGGGCCACACGGUGUUUCCAGCCAGCUGGAGGCUGCCAAGCUCCUCAUUGACAGUGCCUCUCUGGACGACCAAGCCAUCUACAUCUGCAAAGCCCAGAACGAGUUUGGGAGAAUCCAAGCUGAGGUCAAGCUCACGGUCACUGGACACGCCCCAGAAAUAGCUCUUUCCUCCCCUGUGGUCCGCGCACUCCCGGGUCAGCCUGUGUCGCUGCCCUGCGUGAUCCUGGCUGGGAGGCCGCUCCCAGCGCGCCGCUGGCUGAAGGAUGGGCAGCCGGUAGCCCCAAGCAGCCGCUACACUGUCCGGGCUGAUGGGAGCCUGCAUGUGGACCACGUAUCCCAGGAGGAUGCGGGGAGAUACACCUGUAGGGUGACCAAUGCCCUCGGCUCGCACCAGCUGGAUGUCUCCCUGGUCGUCCAUGUUCCUCCCAGUAUUGAGCUUGGCCCUGUCCUUGUCACCGCCACCGAGGGAGCGGCAGUUGCCCUGCAGUGCAAUGCCACAGGCGUGCCCCCUCCUACUAUCACCUGGGCAAAGGGCACGGAGCCCAUUUCGUUGAGCCCACGCUACCACCUUGACCUCAAUGGGACCCUCCUGAUCCCUUCAUCCUCCCCGGAAGAUGCUGGGACUUACUUCUGCACAGCUACCAACGCAGCAGGCUUCUCCAGCCGGGAGAUGCAGCUCUCCAUCAUCACAAAGCCCAGGAUCAGCGUGAAUGGAUCGCAGGCAUCGGACCCCAUAACCAUCCUGGCUGUGGUUGGGCAGGAGACCACCCUGCCCUGCGAGGUUCAAGGCUACCCCUCUCCCUUGGUGGUGUGGACCCAGGAGUCCCAGCUGCUACCUCUUGCCACUGCGAGAUACAGCAUCCUCUCGUCAGGGUCCCUCCAGCUGGCUGAGCCCCAGGUGACAGACACCGGCCUCUACACCUGCACAGCCACCAACGCAGCAGGGAACGCCUCGCUCAGCUACCGCCUGCGUGUCCAAGCGCCUCCCCAGCUGCUGAUCGGUGAUGGGGAAAGCCACCUGACUGCUGUCACAAAUGACUCCCUGAGGAUUCGCUGUCGGGCCACGGGUGUUCCUGCACCCCAGAUCCAGUGGCUGAAGGAUGGGCAUCCUCUGGGUGAGCAGGACGGUGUGGUGAUCUCUGAGGAUGGUGGGACUCUGCUGAUCACCCGCGUGGGGCUUGGUCACGAAGGGCUCUACAUCUGCCAAGGCAGCAACUGGGCAGGGGCAGCCCAGGCGGAGGUGCAGGUUUCGGUGCAAGUGCCUCCGAACAUCGAACCCAGCGCGGUGGACCUGGCCGUCUUGGAGAACAGCACAGUGUCCCUAGAGUGUCUGGCCUCAGGGCUGCCCGCUCCUGACAUUGCCUGGUACAAGGGGCAUGAACAGGUCUCGACUGGACCGGGCUGGACCCUCUCCAGGGAUGGGAAGCGCCUGGAUAUCCAACGCGCCCAGGUCUCUGACACUGGCAGCUACCACUGCGUGGCCUCCAACGUAGCCGGUGUUGCGAAGCUCUGGUACAGCCUGCGGGUGACUGUGCCCCCGCGGAUCACAGCUAGCCCCAGAUCCCUCACGGUGGUGGUGAACGAGCCGGUGAUGCUGGAGUGCAAUGCCACAGGGGUCCCAGUUCCAGUGCUGUUGUGGCUGAAGGAUGGCAAUCCAGUGCCCAGCAUGGGGGUGGAUGGCGUGCAGAUCCUCUCUGGUGGACGCGUGCUGUCUCUGCCCACUGCCCACCUCCAGGACUCCGGGACAUACACGUGCAUAGCCACCAGCACCGUGGGUGAAGACAGACGUGAGGCCACCCUCGAGGUGCAGUUACCCCCCACCACCCUGGGCGAGGAGGAGAACGUCUCUGUCAUCAUCAAUCAGCCAGUGACUCUGGACUGCCCGGCUCCUGGGGUCCCCUCUCAGGGGUCCCGCUGGCUGAAGGAUGGGAACUUGCUCACCCCAAAGCCGGGCGUGCAGCUGUCUGCAGGGGGGACCAAGUUCCAGAUGGAGCGAGCCACCAUGCAGGAUGCAGGCAGGUACACGUGCCGGGUGCCUGGUCACCCGGAGAGACACUACAACCUCGACGUGUGGGUGCCCCCGUCCUUCUCCUCGGCAGAGCCUGUCACCGUGUCCAUGCUGGAGGGGGAGUCCGUUAGGUUGGCCUGCGAGUGCCAUGGGAUCCCCUUCCCCACCCUGAGCUGGUGGAAGGAUGGUGAGCCCCUCUCCACUCAGCCUGGAAGCCCGAAGCUGGUGUCCACGGGAGGGACCAUGCUGUACAUCGAGAAGGUACAACUGGUGGACAAGGGGACGUACACCUGCGAGUGCAAGAAUGCCGCUGGCAGCAUCAGCAAGGAGCAUCUCCUGGAGGUGAAUGUGCUGCCGACGAUCCAGGGCAGCAGCAAAGCUCCAAGGAAGGUUUCUGUCAUCAAGGCUAGUGAGACAGUUCUGGAGUGCAAAACCACGGGGACGCCACCACCCACAGUGACGUGGAUGAAGGACGGGCAGCCUGUGGCUGGUGGGAAUGGGCUUCUGCUCACGGAGCAGGGGACCCGGCUGCGCAUCCUCAAGGCAGAGGUGGCCCUUGCAGGGCGCUACGCUUGCCUGGUGACGAACACUGCAGGGCAGGAGCAGAGAGAGUUCGACGUUGUGGUGCACGUUCCUCCUGAGUUCAUUCAAGGAUCAAGUUUGACAACAAAUGUCAGUGUGUCUCUGCAUGAAACCCUGACACUGACCUGCGAGGCCACCGGCGUUCCCCUGCCCACAGUCACCUGGACCAGGGAAGGCUCCCCUGUCACCCCCAGUGAGCACAUACAUGUGCUUUCAGGAGGCUGGGUGUUGAGGCUCACCCGUGUACGAACCCAGGAUGGUGGCCACUACUCUUGCCUGGCCAGGAACAUAGCUGGAGAGGCCAGGAGGCAUUUCCAUGUGGACAUCCUAGUUCCUCCCCACAUCGAGAAUGCAGAUGAAGAAGAGACCAUCAAAGUACCCGAGGGUCACUCUGCCACCUGGUCCUGCCUGGCUGCAGGCAACCCCCAGCCCACGCUCACCUGGCUGAAAGACGGCCACCCUCUGCCUGACAAAGACACCUUCUCCAUCUCCCCUGGAGGAUCCGUGUUCCACAUCCCCCAAGCCUCCCUGCCCGACGGUGGCCGCUACUCCUGUGUGGCCUCCAGCGCUGGGGUGAAUCAAACCAAGCACUACCUGCUAGAUGUUUCAGCCGCUCCUACAUUUGCUGGAGAUGCCCACGAUGCCACCACAGAAGAAGUCACGGUGAAAAUCAACAACCCGAUCUCCCUCGUCUGCGAGGCUCUGGCACACCCAUCUCCCAACAUCACCUGGCUCAAGGAUGAGGUUCCCCUCAAAGAGUCUAGAAACGUCCACCUGCUUCCUGGUGACUAUGGGCUGCAGAUCCUGAAUGCCCAGGAGGAGGACGCGGGCACGUACAGCUGCAUCGUGGCCAAUGAAGCUGGGGAGGCUGUGAAGAACUAUGCUGUGAAGGUCUUGGUUCCUCCUUGGAUUGCCAGAGAUGACCCUUUGGGGGAAUUUGCUAUGAAAGAGGUGAAAGCCAAGGUCAACAGCACGGUGAUGCUGGAGUGCGAGACCUGGGCUGUGCCUGAGCCGACGAUCCGGUGGUACAAGGACAAGCAGCUCCUGGAAAGCACUGACCACCUCCACAUCCUCAGCGAUGGGCAGGUCCUUCAGAUCAAACCAGCUGGUGUCUCAGAUUCGGGACACUACACUUGCGUGGCCAUCAAUGCUGUGGGUGAAGAUGCCAGGGACUUCAUUGUGCAUGUCCAAGUGCCACCCCUCUUCCAGCAGCAGACAGAUCCCACUGAAGCCUUUGAGAUCUUCUAUCGGGAGGAAGACCAGGAUGGGGAGGUGACGGAGCAUCGGCAGGCUGUGCUCCACCAGCCCACUGCACUCUAUUGCGACACCAAUGCCAUCCCACCCCCCAGGCUCACCUGGUACAAGGAUGGGGAGCCUCUUUCCCCUGGCCCCGGCGUGCUGAUGCUGCUAGAGGGUCGGGUGCUGCAGCUGACCGCCGUGCGGGAGGAGGAUGCAGGCAGGUACACCUGCGAGGCGGCCAACGCGGCGGGCCAGGACCGCCUGCACUACGAGCUGGAGGUGCUAACUGCACCGGUCAUCCACGGUGGCACGGAGGACCUGGUUGAGGAGGUAACAGCCACCAUCAAUGGUACCGUCCGCUUCAAGUGUGAAGCCACUGGGCACCCGAUGCCCGUGAUGUCCUGGCUCUGGAAUGAAGUCCCCAUUGUUGCUGGCCCACGGCACCAGCUCCUGGAAGGUGGCACUGUCCUGCAGGUCACCGCGGUGGAGGGGAGUGAUGCUGGCAGCUACACGUGUGUGGCUGAGAACCCAGCUGGCGCAGCGGAGAAACACUUUGCACUUACUGUGCAGGAACCUCCCUGGAUUGUGGGUGCAAACCCUGAAAGCGUUGAUGGCAUCGUCGAUGGGAGCAUCUCGCUGCCGUGCGAUGUUCGAUCCCACCCUGCUGCGAAGAUUGCCUGGUACAAGGAUGGCCGCAUCCUGCAGCUUGGCGAAGAGGUGACGAUCACCUCAGGCUCCCGUGUGCUGCAGCUCCCUCGCCUGCAGCUUUCCAGCUCGGGCACAUACACGUGUGUGGCACUGAGCGAGACUGGCCGCGAUGAGAAGAGCUUCAUCCUCACCGUCCGUGGGCCCCCAGGAAUUGAGGACCGGCAGCAGGAGACACUCCACGCUGAUGUGGGGAGCCCCCUCGUCCUGACCUGCCACGCGAGCGGUGUGCCCGUGCCCACUGUCACCUGGCUGAAGGACGGGAGCCCUCUGGAGAGCCGCCUGGAGCAGGGUCUGGUGUCCCGAGCAGGGCAGCUCCAGCUCAGCCCCCUGCAGCCCUCCCACCAGGGCCAAUACACAUGCUUAGCGCAGGGCUCGGGCGUCAAGAUGCGCAAGGACUUCAUGGUGCUGGUGCGAGUGCCACCCCGGAUCACCAGCAUGGGGGUCCCCAGUGAGCACAGUGUGCUGGAGGGCGGAGGGGUGAGGCUGGAGUGCCGGGCAGAGGGGCAACCCAGCCCUCAGAUCUCCUGGCUGAAGGAUGGGCAGCCCCUGCGGCUGCAGGCUCUUUCACAUGCCCGGAUGUCCCCGGAUGGCAGCUCCCUGCUCCUUGAGGGUCUCCAAGCUGCUGACUCGGGUGCAUACACCUGCCUGGCCAGGAACAGUGUGGGCGAAGACGCACAACUGCACACGCUGACUGUGCUGGUCCCUCCCGCCAUCGAGAGAGGUGCCGAUGACUCGGAGGUGGUCCAUGGCAUCCUGUCUGCAGCGGUGAUGCUGGAGUGCCGGGCGCGAGGGUCUCCUCCUCUGCAUGUGAGCUGGCUGAAGGAUGGGCUGCCCCUGCGCCUGUCCCCCCGCAUCACCCUGCUCUCAGAUGGGCACGUCCUCCGGAUCUCCCAGGCACAGACCUCUGACGAUGGGCUCUACACCUGCGUUGCCUCCAGCCAGGCAGGAGUGGCAGAUCGCAGCUUCGUCCUACAGAUACAGGUGCCCCCCGUCCUGGAGAGCCCGGAGAGCAGUGAGGAGCAGGUGGUGUCUGAGGGCUCCGAUGUCACCUUCACCUGUGAAGCCACUGGGUCCCCAGCACCAGUGGUGACCUGGCUGAAGGAUGGCGAGCCCCUGGCGUGGCACAGCAACGGGGUGCCAGGCAGCCCGCGGCUGAGCCUGGUGGCCGUGGGGCCAGCUGAUGCAGGGGUGUACUCCUGCCUGGCAGCCAACGAGGUGGGGGAGGCCAGCAAAGCCUUCCACCUCCUGGUGAUGGAGCCUCCCCGUGUCGAGGCUGGAUCCCAUCCCACUGAGAUGUCUAUGGCUGUGGGUACCCCAUUAGAGCUGACGUGUGUGGUGACGGGUGUCCCCAUGCCCACUGUCACCUGGGAGAAGGAUGGGCAGCUGCUGGCAGGGCCCUGGAUCGUGUCAGGGAAUGAGAGCACCCUCCACAUCAAGAGCACAAAGGUGGCUGAUGCGGGCUUGUACACCUGCCUGGCCACUAGCCCCGCUGGGGAGGACAGCAGGAGCUUCCACAUCAGCAUCCAAGCACCUCUUGACAUUGCAAGCGUUGGAGAGACCCCCAGUAUCACCGCUGUGGCAGGAGGGCAGCUCAUCCUGGAGUGCCCCGAGGAUGCUGUGCCACCCUCCCACGUUGAGUGGCACUGGGAGGGCUCCCCGCUGCAGGAGGAUGCCCGCAGGCAGGUCCUGGCCGAGGGGCGCUUCCUGCAGAUCCGUGAUGUGGGGGCGGCGGAUGGUGGGGAGUACAGCUGCAGGGCCACCAACGCGCUGGGGGACAUCAGCCUGCGCGUCCAGGUGGAGGUUCACGUGGCCCCGGAGAUCCAGCCGGGCCCUGAGGAGGUGAGGGUGCUGCUGAACGGCUCGGUGGUGCUGCCGUGCCAGGCAGAGGGGUGGCCCAUUCCCCAGGUGACCUGGCGGAAGGAUGGCCAGCUCUUGCCUCUCCAUGGGAGCAACAGGCUGCAGCUCCUGCCCGGAGGUUCCCUGCAAAUCAAGCCCAUUCGGGUCCAGGAUUCGGGUUAUUACCUCUGCAUGGCAUCCAGCCCUGCUGGCUCUGAUCGGCGAGGCCUGGAUCUCCAUGUCCUGGUCCCUCCUGCCAUCACCCCCGGGCCCUCCAACCUCACCCUGCUGGCUCAGCAGCCGGUCACGCUGGGCUGUGAAGCCUGGGGAACCCCCAAGCCUCAUAUCAAGUGGGAGAAGGAUGGUCGCCUCCUGAACCCACAUCUGCCUGGUGCCUACAGUUUGCAGUCCUCGGGGUCACUGCUCAUCACCAGCCCCAGCCCUUGGGAUGAGGGGCGGUUUGAGUGCAUCGCCACCAGUGCUGCUGGAGAGGCACGCAAGGUCUUCCUUGUGUCCAUACAUGUACCUCCCACCAUUGCCGAUGAUGUUACAGAUGUGGUUGUCACCCGGCUGUCCCCUGCGGUCCUCACCUGCUACGCAUCCGGCGUGCCCCCACCCGCGGUGUCAUGGAGCAAGGAGGGGGCUCAGCUGGGCAGCCGAGGAGGGGGCUACCGCAUCCUGCCCACAGGGACCCUGGAGAUCAGGCAGGCGCUGCCUGUUCACGCUGGCCGCUACACCUGCACAGCAAGGAGCGCUGCUGGCACAGCCCGAAAACACAUCCGGCUCGCAGUGCAUGAGCCUCCUGCCUUGAAGCCCCUGCCUGGCAUGGUGAUGGUGAUGGUCAACACCAGCGCAGUGCUGUCCUGCGAGGCGACUGGGGUCCCCCGGCCAGACAUCACCUGGCAGAAGGAUGGUGUCAGCAUCGCUGGAGGGCCUGGAAUGAAGGUGCUCCGCAAUGGGCAGCUCCAUUUCCUCCGGGCAUCCCCCGCGGAUGCAGGCACCUACAUGUGCGUGGCACACAACCCCUCGGGCACUGCAGCAGGCAGGACCAGGCUGAUUGUGCAAGUGCCCCCCAUCAUUGCGGCUGGCCCAGCGGAACUGGCUGUCCUGGAGGGGCUGGAGGUGCUGCUGCCCUGUGCUGCCCGCGGUGUCCCUGAGCCUCGCGUGUCCUGGAGCCGGGAGGGAGCCCCGGUGCAAGGCGGUGGGAGAAAAGCCACCGUCCUGCCCUCUGGGGAGCUGCUGCUCCAGGAUGUCCAGGAAGGGGAUGCCGGGAGCUAUUCUUGCACAGCAGUGAACUCGGCUGGGAGGGCUGUUCGCCAGCUUUCCCUCUCCGUUCACACCUUGCCCACCUUCACUCACCUGCCCGGAAACGUCACCUUGAGUCGGGGCGAGAGGCUGGAGCUGGUGUGCGGUGCUGCGGGCAGCCCCCAGCCUCGUGUCUCCUGGAUGGCCAAUGGGCAGCUCAUCGCUGAUGUUGUAUCAGGGCAGAGUGGACAGAGCACCCUGCGACGGGACGCAGCCUCCGAUGCAGACCGUGGGACCUAUGUCUGCCAAGCUGAGAACAGCGCUGGUUCCAUCAGGGCCACCGCCUUUGUCUCCAUCAGAGAGACACCCAUCAUACAGGGAGACCCCAGCACCUACCAAGUGGAACCCACCGGGGGCGAUGCCCUCCUUGACUGUGAUGCCCGGGGUCACCCUGCACCUCUCAUCCGCUGGAGCAAGGAUGGGGUGCGGGUGGCAGCUGAUGGACGACUGGAGCAGCUGCAGAAUGGCUCCCUGACCAUCCGUGCUGUGCGGAGCACCGACGCCGGGCACUACCGCUGCGUGGCUGAGAAUGAUGCGGGCAUGGCAGCAAAGAUGGUCACCCUGGCCCUGCAGAGUGCCCCCGCUGUGGCGGUGAUGCCACGAGCAGUGGUGGCGCGUGCCGGGCAGCGGGUGCUGCUGCACUGUGCCGUGUCGGGGGAGCCCACCCCGUCCGUGGAGUGGCAGAGGGAUGGUGAGCCGCUGCCCGACGGUCCCCAUGCUCGUGUCCUGCCCAACGCCACGCUGCUCCUGCCCGCCGCUGCCCUCCACGAUGUUGGCAGCUACUCCUGCCACGCUCACAAUGCCCUGGGGUCUGCUGUCGCCCACGCCUCCCUGGUGGUCCAAGGGGAACCACGCCGGGUGCGGGGCAGCCUGGUUGGAGUCAUCAACACCCACGAGCUCAGUAUCGCCAGCAUCGAUGCCAGCGUGCUGCACGAUCCACACUCCGGCACUGCCACCAUCCGGAGCAGCAUCAGCAACAUCUCACCUGCUGUCGGGCCGCUGAUGCGGGUGCUGGUUGCCAUCAUCGCCCCAAUUUACUGGUCCCUGGCACACACUGGUGGGGAGACCCAGAGUGGGUUCCUGCUCACCCGGGACACCUUCCGGCACGAGUCCCAGCUGGAAUUUGCUACAGGGGAGCUCCUGCGGGUCACCCACCUCACCCGGGGCACAGAUGCCACCGGUGCUCUGCUGCUGAACAGUGCGAUCAGCGGCUCUGUGCCAGAGAGCAUCGGCGAGGCUGCAGUGCUGCUGAAGGACUUCAGUGAGCGCUAUGUGCAGACGGGCGCAGGGCAGCUCUCGGGGAGCUCAGUGCACAGCUUCCUGCGGGAUGGACGCUUCACCCGUGUCCGCUGCAAUCACACUAUUGUGUAUGACCCCCCCGCGGGCCAGCGGCCCCCCCGGGUGCAGCGCCUUCGUGCCAGCGCCGUCAAAGCCACCUAUGACCCAGCCUCAGAGGAGCUCCGCUUCCAGCUCCGUGUCUCGCUUGAUGCUGGGGCCAACAGUGACCAGUGCCCACCAGGAUUCACGCUGGGCCCUCAGCAGCUGUACUGCGUUGAUGUUGACGAAUGUGCUGAGGGGUCCCACGUCUGCCGUUACAAUCAGCUCUGCCAGAACACCGCAGGGACGUACCACUGCGCCUGCCCCUCCGGCUACCACUCGCUGGGUGCCGGCUGGCCGUGCUUGGAUGUAAACGAGUGCCUGCAGUCUCCUCCACCGUGUGCCUUCGAGUGCCGCAACCUGCCGGGCUCCUACGAGUGCCUGUGCCCUCCGGGCAGCACCCUGCUGCCGGGUGGCAAGUGUGGAGCAGCAGGAGGGGAUGGAGGGGCUGCGAUGGGCAGCACCCCCCGGGACCUCCUCCUGAGCUGGCUGGGGCCAAGCAGCCACCUCCGGGGACGGUCCUUCUUCACCCAGCUCGCCCUCCGCCGCGUGGCAAAGGCUGCAGGGCUGGGUGCCAGGGCUCCCUCCUGCCCCAGGGGCUUCAUCAGAAGGAAUGCUACCUGCACCGACCUUGACGAGUGCCAGAUGCCGAACCAGUGCCAACACGAGUGCAGGAACAGCCCCGGCAGCUACCGCUGCAUCUGCCCUCCUGGCUACCGGCUGCUGCCCAACGGGAAGACCUGCCAAGGUCAGUGUGGGGGUGUUGGGGGGGUGCCCUGCCCUGGCAGGGUGCCCAUGUCCCUCACAGUGUGGACCCAGUCCCCACAGCGCCCCGGAUGUCAUUCCUUUGGGGCUGCAAGUCUUUCUCCAUCCCGGGGAGGGUUGUCUCCAGGCCACCACGCUUGGGUGCUUUCACCCUGCUGCCCCAGUGUCCAGCACCCCAGGCAGGGUGUGGAAAGGUCGGAGAGCCAGGAUUUGAAUCCCAAUCUCUGCCCAGGGCACAUGAGCACGCUCGGACCUAUCCCCUCUCUGCCCACAGACAUAGAUGAGUGUGUGGAGGGCACAAUCCAGUGUGGCUCAGAUCAGAUGUGCUUCAACACCCGCGGAAGUGCCCAGUGUGCGGAUGUGCCGUGCCCGGCUGGGUAUCAGAGAAGCUCCAGCCCUGGGCUGUGCGUUGGCCGCUGCACCCCAGACUGCGGCUCAGCUGGUCCCCCAACGCUGCAGUACAAGCUGCUCACCCUGCCCCUCGGCAUCGCUGCCGGCCGUGACGUGGUGCACCUCGCCCCGGGUGCUGCCCUUCACCACCGCCCCGACUUCACGCUUCUGGAGCGGGAGCCUGGCAGCCCCUUUGCCCUCCGCACCGAGCGGGGCCGUGGCAUCAUCUCCACCCUGCGCCCGCUGCGGGACCCCGGCACCCACCGCCUCAAGGUGCAGGCGCUGGCCCCGGGCGGGCGACGGGCACCCAGCAUCUUUCUCAUCAUCAUCUCCGUCUCACCCUACCCCUACUGACACAGCUGAGGGACAGGAGGGGACACGGCAUCACUUCUCCUCCUGUCCCUCAUCACCGUGCCGGUGCAAGCACGUGGCUCAGCGAGAGCUGAGCUUGCACCUUUCCUCUCUCCUCCUAGACACCCCCUUGCUUUCCUCUGCCCCCCCAGACCCUGCCUGCAUUGCCUUCACCUGGGCCAGUCCCUGACUCAGCAGGGUCUUGGGGGGGAUGACAAGAUGUUCUUCUAGUCUCUUGCAAUCAGGUUUUAUUGCAACCCUGCAACGGCAGCCCCGGAGCAAACACAGCUCUGGAUGGCCUUGGUCACUAUCAGCCUUGAGAUAGAGGUAGAGGGAUGAUAAGCAGGGUGACAGGGUCCAGUAAGGUUCCCCUGGGGAUGGCACAGAGCACCUGGCAUUAACCAUAUAUUAAAUUGAAAUAGCCUUGUGUUCCAUUUUUUUAAUCUACUUGGUUUCUGUGCACAUAUAUUUAUUUAUGGUUUUGUUCCAAAUAAAGGUGUUUUGUGGAUAAAUA
Cuculus canorus (common cuckoo) is the source of this 13784-nucleotide messenger RNA. RefSeq names its product hemicentin 2 (gene HMCN2). Bases 242 to 13273 code for a protein of 4343 amino acids. The record is from RefSeq and is a predicted model, not a curated record. NCBI's taxonomy places the organism in Eukaryota, Metazoa, Chordata, Aves, Cuculiformes, Cuculidae. Gene Ontology annotation, molecular function: calcium ion binding. The transcript is spliced from 82 exons.